AUGACUACUUUGCCUCAACGAUCAAACACAACAGCCACCCACAAUACCUUGGGCGCAAGCUCCACCUCCAGCGGCGGCGAUGCGCCACAAGGAGACCCCUCCACUGCCCUCGGCUUGCUCGAGGAGCGUCUCCAGGCUUACAAGCACGCGGUCGUAUACCUCGAAGACUAUGUGAAAGAACUCGCCAAAGCACAGAAGUCAUCCGCCAAAGAUCUCGAGAAGGUGCUCAAGUCUGUGUCUUCACCGCUGAAGGAGAAUCACCAUUUUGAGUCCUCGCUCGGUGGUGUUUCUGGACUCUUCGAGAACAUCAGAGCAAAUAUCCAGAACCAGAAUGCACUACAUGUCGAGACCGAGAAGAACCUGACCGGACAGGUCCUGCCGAUCCUCGAACGAUUACACACGGAGAUCAAGGCGAAGAAUAAGGAGCUGGACAGUGGCGCUGGCAAGGGCGCCAAAGCCGUCGACGCCACACGAAAAGCCUCACAGAAGCAUAUCGAUGGCCUUGCAACGAGUACAGCUAGAUUUGAUUCAGCUGGCGGCAGGAUUGCAGCACAUGACGACCCCUACGUCCUGCAGAGGGGUGUUUUCCACCGACUCAACCAGCAGAUCCUUGAGGAGAACAGCAACAGGAACGACAUCAUUGCUGUCCAGAAUAACUUCCAGCAAUUCGAGUCACAUGUUCUCACGACCAUCCAGACGGCUCUGAACUCGCUUAACCAAUUCAUGAGUGGACAGGCUGAUCGCCAGAAAGCCAUGUUCGGCGACAUUGCAGCCACCGCUAGUAACAUUCCUCUCGACUUUGAGUGGAACAGCUUCCGCGAACGCAACGGCAAUGUUCUCGUUAACCCUAGCGCGCCUCCACGGACCAUGGAUGGCAUUGCUUUCCCCAAUAUGGGACACCGUUCGACCAAACCACUUAUCGAAGGCAGUCUGGAACGCAAAUCUCGUGGUGGCAUGGGCGCUUUGACCGGCUACAAGUCUGGCUACUACGCCAUUUCGCCCGCUGGCUGGCUCCAUGAAUUCAAGGACAACGAUGAUUACAGAAAGGACCCUUCACCAGAGAAGUCUCUCUACCUCCCAGAUUGCACUAUUGGCGCAGUCGACGGCCAGAAGUUCACUAUCAAGGGCAAGGAUUCGUCAGGCAACAAGCUUAGCCAGAAGAUGUCUAUCACUUCUGAGUUCCAGUUCAAGGCUCACACAAACUCUGAUGCGCAACAAUGGCACGGCAUCAUUGCGGAUUUGUCUAGUGGCACGACCAACAGUGUCCCGACGAGUCCUGUUGAGAGUCGGAACAUUACGCCUAUUGCGACUCAGAUGGAACAGCAGCCGGUGCACUCCCAAGUGAACAAUCAGGGACUAGCCACGGGUGACCGUGGGACAGUCGCCAUGCCGGCCUCGCCAGUCCAGGAAUCCGGAGUCGUCGCAUCUCCCACAGCCUCGGGUCGAGCUGCACAAGCAGCUCACGGUACACUGCCUCAAACGCAUCAAGCCGGACCUGGUCCCGCAACGCUGGCUUCGCCAGCAGAUGGUGGCCUGAAUAGAUCACCAAGCGGUGCGGCCGCUGAAGGCAAGCACUAUCAUGGCGCGCCUGCGACCAAUGAUCUUGCGGAACGCGAGUACGUCGCCAAGCAGUAG
This is a messenger RNA of Cyphellophora attinorum, 1635 nucleotides long. RefSeq names its product Cytoskeletal signaling protein slm1. The transcript has a single exon. Bases 1 to 1635 code for a protein of 544 amino acids. NCBI's taxonomy places the organism in Eukaryota, Fungi, Ascomycota, Eurotiomycetes, Chaetothyriales, Cyphellophoraceae. The record is from RefSeq and is a predicted model, not a curated record.